AUGGUAUUGUUUGCAGCAAGUAUAGUGUGUGAUGGUGGGAUCGAGAAGAUUGGGGUAGUAAGUGAGUUCCCAGAGGCAUUUUCAGAAGAAAUGACUGGAUUACCUCCUGAAAGGGAAGUCGACUUCUCAAUUGACUUGGUUCCUGGAACCGAACCAAUAUCAAAGGCUCCUUAUAGAAUGUCACCGUCUGAAUUGGCUAAGCUAAAGAAGCAGAUUGAAGAUUUAUUAGAGGAGAGAUUCAUCAGACUAAGUGUAUCAACUUGGAGAUCACUGAAGGAAUUGAGAAUGGCACAACUAAAAGAUGAAAGUCUUUUGAAGAUUAGAGAAGAGAUUGAAGUGGAUCAAGCUAUUGAGUUUGGAUUCAAUGAUGAUGGUUUUAUGGUUUAUCGAGAUAGAAUUUGUUUUCCUGAAGAUGUAGAUUUGACAAAAGUUAUCUUGAAUGAGGCUCACUAUAGUAAAUACACGAUCCAUCCUGGAGCUACAAAGAUGUACCGAGAUGUGAAACGAUAUUGGUGGUGGCUUGGUAUGAAGAAAGAUGUAAUGGAGUUCAUGACUUGGUGUUUGACCUGUCAAAAAGUGAAGAUAGAGCACUAA
This is a messenger RNA of Prosopis cineraria, 594 nucleotides long. RefSeq lists its product as uncharacterized. The coding region runs from base 1 to 594 and encodes 197 amino acids. The record is from RefSeq and is a predicted model, not a curated record. The transcript has 2 exons. Lineage: Eukaryota; Viridiplantae; Streptophyta; Magnoliopsida; Fabales; Fabaceae.